Messenger RNA from Exophiala viscosa, 1395 nucleotides. RefSeq lists its product as uncharacterized. Gene Ontology annotation, molecular function: catalytic activity; molybdenum ion binding; pyridoxal phosphate binding. Bases 214 to 1248 code for a protein of 344 amino acids. The transcript is spliced from 2 exons. NCBI's taxonomy places the organism in Eukaryota, Fungi, Ascomycota, Eurotiomycetes, Chaetothyriales, Herpotrichiellaceae. The record is from RefSeq and is a predicted model, not a curated record.
UGGCGGCUCUAUCAGAACAAGGCAAGAUGCGCGUCACUCAGGUAUGUACAAAUCCAUUCCCAUACUGUCGUUUGGUCUUCCGUCCAGGACGCGAGCAUAUUACUUCGCGGCCUCCCCAUGCGCUCGGCGGCUCUCCAUUGACACUCAGGCGUGCAGAUAUACACUUACCCGAUCAAAUCGCUCCGCGGCAUAUCCCUACCCAGCUUGGACGCCAUGUACACUGGCUUCCCUCACGACCGACGGUUCAUGCUGUUCAAGGUCGACGAAGGGAAGAACAUGCACGUCGCGUAUCAGACGGAGAUGUGUUUGUUUACCACGGCCUUCGCUGAACCCGAGGGAACAACGCCGAGCACCGUUGUCGUGUCUUAUAGCCUUGAGCAUACGUUCAAUAAACCGGAACAAAAAGUCGGGAAGGACACACUGCAAAUACCGCUGACACCGGAGGUAGAUGGUCUCGAGGAGGUGCCGAUCACGAUGCACGGCAGUCCCUGCGUAGGAUUUAAUAUGGGCGAACGGUAUAACGCUUGGUUCAGUGAUCGGUUUGGGUAUCCGGUUAAACUGUUGUAUAUCGGGAACAACAAGAGACAAGUGCUCGGGAAUAUGCCGCCCGUCGUCGCGGGGAGGCAGAGGGACGGCUUAUCUGAGACGGACGGCAAUGCCAACCGUGGCAGUUCGUGGCUGAGCAGUCUGACGUCGACGGCCAAUUCGCUGGUCGGCGCGGUCAUGGGACCAGGCGAGAACAAGGAGAACGAGUAUGAUGGUGUCGACGAGGGCAUCUCGUUCGCCGAUGUCGCGCCGUAUCUGGUGGUCAGCAGCAAGAGCUGGGAAGACACGCAGAGGAGGUUGCCCGAAGGUGAAACCAUGGACAUUUCCAAGUUCCGGCCCAAUAUCAUUGUUGAGGGUGCCGACCAAGAGUACGAUGAGGACUAUUGGGCGGAGCUGAUGAUAGGCGAUGGCGCGAAGAUCGUGCUCACCCAGAAUUGCGCGCGGUGUAAUAGUCUCAAUGUGGACUAUAGCACGGGCAAGGUCGGUGUGGGCGAGGCCGGCAAGAUCCUGAAGAAAUUGAAUAAGGAUAGACGGGUCGAUCCUGGUGCGAAGUGGAGCCCUGUAUUUGGACGGUAUGGGUUUCUGGCGAGAGUGCCCGAGGGGAAGAAUGCCGCUGAGGUCAAGGUGGGUGAUGAAGUCAAAGUGCUCAGAAGGAAUCCCGAGCGGACCAAAUUUGAGUGGCCUGAUUUGAGCACGAACUGAUCGAAUGAGUGUAUGACUGUUACAGUCAACGAGGGUCCUGUUGUUGGCGUACUGUUGUCCUCUUGGCCUGUUCACCUUUACGGCCGUCAUCGCUCGGGUCGGUCGGAUUUGUUGUAUCGUCUCUUAGCAUGUUCUGUUGUCCUGGGU